Messenger RNA from Polyodon spathula (Mississippi paddlefish), 4611 nucleotides. It is a transcript of the gene lrsam1, whose product is annotated as leucine rich repeat and sterile alpha motif containing 1. The record is from RefSeq and is a predicted model, not a curated record. Bases 389 to 2551 code for a protein of 720 amino acids. Gene Ontology annotation, molecular function: protein binding. Lineage: Eukaryota; Metazoa; Chordata; Actinopteri; Acipenseriformes; Polyodontidae. The transcript is spliced from 25 exons.
CAUUCCGGUUCCACCAUGAUAAGUGUGGCAUGUUUACCCAGAACAGGCUGGAUUUUUAAGAAUAUCCGAAUUGCUACUUUAUUAGUGCAUGUAUUAGUCGUGCAGUGAUACGGGGGUAUACAUAUAUGUUAAUAUAAUUAGUAAAACAGCAAAACAUUCAAAGAAAAGGCGAGUUUUGUCAACCGCAGGAGUGCCGCUCUUGCUGCUUCUGCGUUGAUGUGCCUGUGAGCUGGCUGACCAAGGUGUAGGGUCCCGUCCAGAUUGCAACAGAGGCAGCAGUGCGUCUCCUUUUCUCCAUCCCUCUCCCUCUCUGUCGCCUUCACUCCCAGGGAGACUCCGAGGCAACAGAUAAGAGAAGAGAUCCCGAGGGAGCAAGCGGCCGGGAGUCAUGCCACUCUUCUUCAGGAAGAAGAAGCCCAGCGAGGAGUCGAGGAAGAGGCUUGAAUACCAGCUGUGCCUGGCCAAGGAAGCUGGAGCCGAUGACAUCCUGGAUAUCUCUGCGUGCGAGCUGUCAGAGAUCCCAGCCAGUGUCUUCUCAACAUGCAAGGUGUUGCAGAAGAAGGUGUUUAUUGUUCAUGACAAUCAGCUGACAUCCCUGGUGCCCAAAUCCUGCAGCAUCACCAGCCUGGUCACUCUAAAGGUGCUGGAUCUUCACGAGAACAAGCUGACCUCACUUCCUGCUGACCUGGGACAGCUGCGCUCCCUGCAGGUGCUGAAUGUGGAGAGGAACCAGCUGCAGUGUCUCCCGGAGUCCAUUGGUGAACUGUCCCAGCUGCAGACCCUCAGUGUGAGAGGGAACUGUUUGUCCAAGCUGCCCCCCUCCCUGGGGAGCAUGAAGAGCCUUCGGACCCUCGAUCUCAGCGAGAACAAAGUGAGGGAGCUGCCCACCGAGCUGGCCAGCGUCCGCACGCUGGAGACCCUGACUCUGGACGCUGCUGCCAUGACCUUCCCCCCGGCCAGUGUGUGUGCAGGAGGCACCGAGGCCAUCCAGCAGUUCCUCUGUGCAGAGCUGGGAGUGGAGUACUGUCCUCCCUCUCAGUACCUGCUGUCUGUGCUGGAGAGGAAGGAGGGGGCUGUGCUGGAUGACUGUGUGGAUGGGGGGAGCUCCUCACCAGUGCAGGAGGAGACCAUCUGGCAGAACAAAUUCCAGGACUACGAGAAGAGAAAGGAGCAGAAGAAUCUGGAGAAGCUGGAGUUCGAGCGUCGGCUGGGAGAGGAGCAGAGGGAACAUGCCCAGCUCAUCCUGCUAAACAACUCCCAGAAGGAGGAUGUCCUGCACUCAGUCAAACAGGAGCAUCAGCGGCUGGAAGCGGGGCUAUGCCAUCAGCAGAGGGUCCUGGAGGCGGAGCGUCAUAGACUGAUGCACCAAUUGAAAGUGGCAGAGGAAAGCAUCACCGGGCGGAUCAAGAGCCUGCUGAUGCAGAACCAGAGGCAGAAGAAAGGUGCUGAGCUGCUGCAGACCCUGGAGAAGGAGAGAGUGCGCACUGAGAGACUGACCGCUAUCACGCAGGAAGAGGCAGAGCGUCUGCGCAGGAAGGAGGUGGCAGCCGCUAUGCAGCAGAUGUUGUCGGAGACCUACUCAAUCAGACUGAUCCAGGAGGCGUGCGAGUCCCGCAGGCAGAGCCUCGUCUCGGAGACCUACAGCAGUCUGGGCCAGAUGGACAGAAAGUUCGAGCAGGUCCUGUCUCUACAGCAGCUGGAUCAGAGCAAAGCCCUCCGUCACAUCCUGCAGGAGGAGGAGAUGCAGAAGGCAGCGUUCGAAGCCCUGCAGCUUCAGAAGGACGGAAUGCACAGAUACAUUCGGAACCAGAUUAAGUUAAUAGAGGCUGAAUUAAUGCAGCUGACAAAGCUGGAGUUAAAGAGGCGUGAUCUGGACACUGAGACCCUACAGGAAGUGCUGUCCGACCAGCGUAGUGCCCUCAGUGACCUCCUGCAGCAGCUCCUCAAACAGAAGGACCAGCGCGAGACGGAGCUCCGUGACAUCCUGGUUGAGAUGCAGCAGAAAAGCGAGGCCAGUCAGGAGAAUUACUGGUUGAUCCAAUACCAGAGGCUGCUGGACUCGAAGCCGCUGGCCCUCCAAGUGCAGGAAGCCGGUCUGCAGCAGGGCUUGGUUGAUCUGCUCGUCGGACUCUCUGCUCAGCACUACCUGCCCAUCCUGGCACACCACCGUGUUUCCACAGAGACGCUGCGGGGCCUGAGCGCGGCCGACCUCAAGCAGAUGGGGAUCAGCGAGGUGGGGGUGCAGCGGGCUCUGCUCAGCUGGGCCCAGGGGCCCGCAGCGUCGCCAGAGCCCUUGAAGGUGGCGGAGAAUGAGUUUGAUCAGGAGGGGGAGAGAGAGUCUCCAUCCAGCCCUCACCCACCCCCCAGCGCCCCCAGCGCCCUGGAAGGUGGGGGGCAAUCCGAGUGUGUGGUCUGCAUGGAGCAUGAGUCUCAGAUCAUCUUCCUGGCCUGCGGUCACGCGUGCUGCUGCUCCAGCUGCAGCGAGGCCCUGCAGAGCUGCCCUCUGUGCCGCGGCAACAUCACACAGCGCAUCCGCAUCUACAGGCACUAGGGGGCCCUACACCAGUGGGCACACACUGCACUCGGUACCUGCUGGGACGGAGCUGCCCCUGUCAUCGUUUUGAGGUCCUCUUCACUAGUCGUUGGAAGAGGGGUCGGGGGUGUUUGGUGGUGGCACUGUGCUCUUGGGUAAGAGGGGCGCUCCUGUAUAAACGGCUGGGGUGGCUUGCUUCCUAAACUGCUUGUAUUUCCCUUUAACUCUAAAUUAUGAGGUGUUGAACACAAGGUGUAGCCAGCUUUCCAUGCAAGUGCUCUUACACAAAGUCUUUUUGUAUGUGCAUGUAUAUGUACUCUGUCUUUUGUGUAUUAAUAAUAAGAGAUAUAUAGAUAUAGGCUAUUCAUCUUAAACUGCUGUUGUGAGUAUGAUUUGGGGGGGGGUCAUAACUUGGCCACAUUUUGCAGAAAUAGCAAAAAAAGUGUAAUAAAGCUGAAUGUAAUCUAGUUGCUGAGGCUCAAGCAAUGAGAACUGGCUUUGCCAGACUCCCCCCCAGCAGUGGGUUUGCUGCUCAUGUGCUUCUGAAGAGAUUCCACUUCACGGUUACAAGGCUGUUUCCUUGCUGUCCGUCCUUGCAUGCUCACGCCAGCAGGUGCACCUGGUGGGAGUGACUCUGUCCGGUAUCCGACACACAGUGUGGACUGCACCACUACUGCUGCUUAGAGCCGCGCUCGGAUCUCUGGAGCUCAACGGAGUUACUCGGGCUCUUUUGCUGUUCGAAAGUCACAGCAGAGCUGCACCCAGCCCCUUGUUUUAGAUGCGUUAUUGACAGUCUCUAGACCUGUAGGUUUGUGAUUGGAGGGGAGCUGUGUUAUACAGGGAGGCAUGACAGCUCAAACUCCUGCCUGCUGCUAACUGAAAUGAUUGAGGGUGUUUCUCAAAGACAGGACUGGGUGCAAGUUUCUUACUUUGGUCAGAUCUUGAGUCUUAACCCAAACCAGGGAGCGUUUCUCGUGAGCUUCCUGCAUCGCCCCAGCCUGUUCUGUAUAAGCUGCAUGAAGCUGCAUGAACCCACUCGCCUGCCCUCCAUUUGCUGAUAAACACGGGGUGCUGGCGAUUCUAGAGCCAGCUGAUUACUUUGCGUUUCGUUAUUUGAAUGUAAAGGCUAUGAGUCCAUGAGAAGGAAGCCUAGCUGUGCUGUGGCCAGUGUUUUUAUAUGGAAUGGAAUUACCAUUCAGCAAUGUUUGCAGGAUUGAACUUUUGCAUUGCACUGUGCUUAUUUCCACGAGACUCAAAUCUUACGUCCUGUAUCCCCACUUGUACAAUUUUUGCUGAUUUUUUUUUUUUGGUUGGUUUUUUUUUUUUUUUCUUACUGUGCAUCUGUUGUUUUGAAUGUCAGAGCCAUCUUUAAACAAUGCAGUCUUUCAGUCUGUAUCUCACAGUGCUGCACUGCACACUGAAAACAGCAGCAGCUCUCUCAGUGGCUGUGGUGGUAGACCUGGAAUCUCCUCAUCCUUCUCUCAAGGUCUAUCGCAGAGCAAUGAAUCGCUUCAGCUGAACAAAUGCGCCAGCUGUCUUGUGAAAUGAUCCUGUGCAUCUACUCUGUUUUAUCCAGUAUUUUUUAAUACCUUUGAAGAGAUGUGUGAAUUGUUUCUAUACAUCUCCACCUGUAAAAAUCCAGUUAAAUCACUGCUGUUCGCUUGUAUUUGGUUUGUUCUGCCUGCGUGGGUUACAUGUACUCUGGUCACUUGAGUUUUGUGUGCAGUGUUGAACCUAUCCAAAUAAACUGUUUUGUGGAUCACGCUGUCUGGUAUCCUCUUAUUAACGGGGGUCCCCACCCACCCCCACACUGCAGGAGAGCGAGCAGCGCCCCUCCACUUCAAACUUUAUCCUAAAGAGGAACUGAAUGUGACACACACUGUGUGAACCAGAAGAGGAUCAAAGUGGGCUCUAUUUAAUCACUCUCUUAAAUCAACUCAAGAAGCGUUCGACUUUAACACACGUCGAAUGAACGCACUCAUUUAAAAUACCUUUUUUGAGCAUGGGUGCCCUGGGGCCAGCACUAAAAACAAACACACAUUUAGCAUCAGCUGUAAAAUGUAUUAUCAGGGAAUGAA